Molecule: messenger RNA, 14050 nt
Organism: Musca domestica (house fly)
Lineage: Eukaryota; Metazoa; Arthropoda; Insecta; Diptera; Muscidae
Gene: kl-3
Product: dynein axonemal heavy chain 8
Exons: 29
Coding region: 55-13962 (4635 amino acids)
Biological process (GO): microtubule-based movement
Cellular component (GO): dynein complex
Molecular function (GO): ATP hydrolysis activity; ATP binding; dynein light intermediate chain binding
Source: RefSeq, a predicted model, not a curated record
UUUGAAAAAAAAAAAAAAAAAAAAAAACAAAAAGUUCCCACAUUCAUUGAGAAAAUGUCCUCGGAAGAGAAGAAGAAAAGGCUCGAUGAACGGAAUUCAUAUUACAUUCAGGUCAAGGCCAUUGAUCCGGAUCGCAAUAUUAAAAAAUUGCGAAAAAUAUUCGGAGUCUCUCACACCAUCCAGAAGCAGACCAUGCGACGGCUUAGUGUUACGGAUCAGGAAAAAGAGGAAUUAGAACGGAAACGUCUACAGCAUCUCAAGGAAUUGAGGCAACAGAGAAUCUCUUCGCUGGGGGCGAAUCAUAGAUAUAUUUUGGAAAUUGUUGCCGAUCUAAUGGGUGGUUUGGAAACGGAUGACAUAAUUGCAGGUGUGGUUGAUGAUCCGGCUUUUGUGGAUCUUCUCUCCUCGCUGUUUGAAAAGAACGGAAUGCGUGCCUGCAUGAUAAGCUAUGCCGCCAUGAUUGGGUAUCCACCCGAUUCGGGACGUUAUACGGAGAGUACAAAACGCCAAAAUGUUAAUCGUGCCAUUGUCCAACGAAGUGAUGCCGUUCAUUUAUUCGGCAAAUGGGUUAUAUUGUAUCGCAACAAUAACAAAAAAGCCAUCGACAAUCGCACCAUAUCGGAGGAUAUAUCAUUCAUUGGCUGGAGAACGGAUCAAAAGGACAAUUGUUUGUUUGUCAUUAAGAAUUUCAUGGAUCGCAUACUGUUAAAGUCGCUGGAGGUGUUCACCGAAUUCGGUGUGGCCGAAUUCGAACAGAAGCGAAAAUUCUUCCACACCCUCAAUAUGUACAACGUGUUUUUGCAGUCUUCGGAGGCCACGGUGUCCAGCCGAGUCAAUUUCAAUGUCUCCCACGAACUUUUCAAAGGGUUUCUUUUGGUAAAAUUUCAAAUUGAGGCCAGUUCAAAGGAUGUGAAUCGUGUCCGCCUGGUGGAGAAAUACUUCAAUCUAUGGAUGCGCCAAAUACAGGGUAUUUUGGUGGAGGGUAAACAAAUUCAGAAGGAUAGUCCCGAUGUGGGGCCUUUGCAAAUGUUGGUUCUGUGGCGUCGUAUGUUGGCACGAUACACUUCGAUUAAGGAAUUUGUUUCGUCACAGGCCUUCAAUAAUCACAAGGCAUGUCUGACCUUGUCAAGGUCAUCGAAACUUUUAAAGAAAUGGCUAGAAAUUGACAAUCAGGUGACGUUGGUCUUAAACGAGGCCAAGGAUAAUGUCAGAUAUAUAACGUCAUUGCAAAAAUGUUGGGAUCCGUUGUACAGAUCUUCACCGGAUGAAAUCAUUAGCAGCCUUCCCGGUUUAAUGGUGGCCAUACGCAAUGUUUCAAAGGCGGCUCACUAUUUCAAUACGCCCAGCAAUGUGACCGGUCUGUUUGUGAAAAUUUCAAAUCAAUUGACGAUAGUCAGUAGAAAUUAUCUGACGGACAAUGGACGGCUGAAUUUGUGGAACAUGCCGCCACAGGAGGUCAUUGAAAAGAUCGAGAAAUGUCGGCGAAUAAUGGAAGUUUAUAAACAGCAGUAUUUUGACACCUGUCGUGAUAUGGCCGAAGCCGAGGAGAAGCCAUGGGUUAUUUCGUCGGUUUAUAUUUUCACUUGUCUGGGGAAGUUUCUGCAACGUUUGGAUAAGAUCAAAUUAAUUUUCAAUACCGAAAUAACCUAUACCAUACUGGAUCGUAUACGCAUAAGCGGAAUGGAGAAAUUCAAUGCCAUCAUAAAGAAUGCCAAGGCUGUAAUUAGUUCCAAACCCUAUGACCCAUUAAAUUAUCGCAUUGAUGCCUUCAAUAUGGACUUUGAACGUUUCGUGAAAGAGGUGGAGCAGGCCGAAGUCGGUAUGCAACAGUUUGUGAAACAACAACUAACCGAUGUUCCCACUGCCGAAUCGGUGUUGUUGAUAUUGGCCCGAUUCGAACGCCUGAAUCUGGAAUGUUUGUGUCUGGAUCGCCGCUAUCUGGAAGUUUGUGAAAUGUUGGAAAAGGAAAUGUUCCAGCUGAAGGAUGUAUACAACGAGGAAAGAGGCAAUCCAUAUGUCUCCCGAAAUUUACCCCCAGUGGCGGGUCGCAUCAUGUGGAUACGCUCGAUUUUCCAAAAAAUCGACAUACCCAUGAAGUCGCUAAAGACACGCACCUGUGUGCUGGCCAACAAAAAAGCCCAACGUGUUGUGCGCUAUUACAAUUACAUUAACGGCAUAAUUUGCCACUAUGAAAUGACCUAUCACAAGGCAUGGUUCGAUUAUGCCGAGGAGGUUCGUUGCCUGCUGAAUUCGCCGAUUUUAAUUUGCCACAAAGAUGCGGCAAAGUACACCGUGAAUUUAGAUCCAGCCAUAAGGCAGCUGAUAAAAGAAACCGAAUGGAUGUGGAAAUUGAAAUUGGAGGUGCCAAAUAUUGCCGCUGUCGUCGCAUACUGUAAGGAUAUUAUUUUGAGACCAGCCGAAUCGUUGAAAAAUGCCCUGCAACAAUUCGAUAAAAUGCGUCGCAGUAUUACCCCGGUAUUUAUAAAUAUUAUGCGUUUCCGCCUCAAGGAAGUAUCGGUUUUAUUGAAACCGGGGUUGUCGACCAUAUCGUGGCUCUCGGAGAAUUUGGAAGAUUUCGUGAAUGGCGUUGAAAAGAAAAUCAAUGAAGUAUCGACAUUUUAUCAAACCAUCCUCCAUAUCGAUUCGAUACGCAUCAUGAACGAAAUGAAAUCGUUGCAAGAGUACAUGUACAUGUACACACCGUCAUCAUCAUCGGGACCGGUGUCAUCGGAAAAAUUCUAUGAAAAUUGCAACAACUUGCGCAUGGAAAUCGAAAAGGAAUUGGAAAAGAAAUCCGUCUGCAUGGAACGGGCCGUAAUAGAUUUGUGCAAUAUGUUUGUAGAGCUGCUGGAUUUCGGACCGUUAGAUUCGAAGGGACGUCGCGUCUUUCAACUGCCACCGGAUAAAAUAAACGAUUCAAAUUGGCGUGAAGAGGGCAAUAUGCCAAUCGAUAAAUGGGAUUGGAUACAAUUUCAGAAAAUCUAUCGAACCAUAUAUCUGGUGCCGGAGGAUAUCUUGAGGACGUUGCAAUUUAAAAAUUACGAAAAUAUCCGUUAUGAGUUACAUCAUUUGCGUAACGAUUGCAUGGAUUUAUUUUCGUAUUAUAAUUCGAAAAUGAUUUUGGCCCUGGUCGGCUGUUCGAAACGUUCGCUGGACUAUGUGCGGCAGAAGAUUUUGAGAACCAACUGGCGCACCGAUCUUCAGCCACCAAUUCUUUAUACCGAACUCGAAAUCGAUUUGGAAUCCUGCUGCACCAUUGUUCCCAACUUAGAAGUAAUGCAAGCUGAUUUUCAUCGUUCGGUUUUGAAUUGCACCGAAAUUAACUAUUUCGUCACGACCUGGGGCAAACAGGCCAAGACGCAUGAGAGAAGACAAAGGCGUGUUACUGUGGAUGAGAAUCGCUAUGAACGCAACUAUUUCCGCUAUGUCAUCGAGCAAAAGGAAAUUGUCAGGGCCAUUACAAAUCUUGCCAAUGGCCUGAUGAUGUUCAAACCCAAUAUCGAUGACUUCCUAAAGGAUAUUUACAACAAACACAAAUAUCUCUGGUCCGCCGAACGGGAAACGAUAAUCGAGAAUUUCGUCAAUACAAAUCCCCUAACCGUGGAUAUACGGGAUAAGUUUAUAUAUUACGACGAAAUAACAGAACAGCUGGAAAAUGCCAUGCCGCGUCAUGUCAUUGGACCCAUUGAAAUUCGCAUGGAGAAAACCUACGUGAAAUUUGUUGGGGAAUCGAAAAAAUGGAAAACCUGUUUGGGUCAGCUGCUCAGUGCUCGUUACAAAAAACAAUUGGAUGAAAUGGUUGACUUCAUAACGGAACAGGAAAAUAUACUAGCAAAACCAAUCAACGAUCUCGACGAUGUGCGUCUGGCCAUGUUGUGUUUGGAAAAGAUUCGAGAUAACUUUAUUGAGAUGGAUAUGCAUUUGGGCGUUAUUGUCGAUGCUUAUGGCAUAUUUUCCCAAUUUAAUAUUUAUAUACCACGCGAUGACUAUGAUAAGGUUGAUAGUCUUCAAUUGUCCUUCAAUCAAAUGCUGAAUAAUACCAAAAACGUCUCGAAUCGUAUUGCCGAAAUGGAGGGUCCCCUACUUACCGAACUAACCAAUGGCAUUGCCGAAUUUGUUCAAGAAUUUGAACAAUUCAAUAUCGACUUUGAGGCCAAUGGACCAAUGGUUGAUGGCAUCUCGGCAAAGGAGGCCAGUGAUCGUGUGUUCCUCUUUCAGAAUCGUUUCGACGAGCUGUGGCGUAAAUAUGAAAUGUACAACAGUGGAGAGAAGCUGUUCGGCCUGCCUGUCACCGAUUAUCCUCUGCUGCAUCAGAGGAAACGAGAAUUCAAUUAUUUGAAUCGUUUGUAUUCGCUGUAUAUUCAGGUGUUGAAAACCAUUGCCGAUUAUUACGAAAUGCCUUGGUCCGAGGUGGACAUUGAGAAAAUAUCCACCGAUUUGGCUGACUUCCAGGUGCGUUGUCGCAAAUUGCCCAAAGGCAUGCAAACGUGGCCGGCAUAUAUUGUGUUGAAGACAAAAAUCGAUGAUUUCAAUGAGACAUGUCCGCUGCUGGAGCUGAUGACCAACAAGGCCAUGAAGGAGAGACAUUGGGUGCGGCUAAAUGCUCUGCUGCAAACCGAUUUUGAUCCGACAAGUUUUAAGUUUACCUUGGGAAGGUUGUUGGAGGCACCGAUUUUACAGAACAAGGAGGACGUGGAGGAUAUCUGUGUGGGAGCGGGCAAGGAAUUGGAUAUUGAGGCGAAAUUGAAACAGGUCAUCGUGGAUUGGUCGGUGGUGAAUAUUCAAUUGGGAAUGUUCAAAAAUCGCGGCGAGCUAGUGCUGAAGGGUGGCGAGACUCUGGAGAUUAUAGCUGCCCUGGAGGAUAGCAUUAUGGUCAUGAAUUCAUUGUCAUCGAAUCGCUACAAUGCCCCGUUUAAAAAGGACAUCCAAUUGUGGCUAAGUAAAUUGGUCAAUACCGGAGAGAUAUUGGAAAAAUGGUUAAUGGUUCAAAAUCUGUGGAUUUACCUGGAGGCAGUGUUUGUGGGUGGUGAUAUAGCCAAGCAAUUGCCUAUGGAAGCGAAGCGUUUCACAAACAUCGACAAGAAUUAUGUCAAGAUUAUGUACCGGGCCCGUGAGAUACCCAAUGCCGUGGAGUGUUGUACGGCAGAUGAGAAUUUGGCCAAUACCUUGACUUGGCUCUUGGAUCAGCUGGAGACUUGUCAGAAAUCUUUGACAGGGUACUUGGAAUCGAAGAGAUUGUUGUUUCCACGUUUCUUUUUUGUGUCGGAUCCGGUGUUGUUGGAGAUAUUGGGUCAGUCAUCGGACCCUACCUCGAUUCAGCAGCAUUUGUUGAGUAUUUUCGAUGCGGUGGCAUAUGUUGACUUCCAGGGCACCGAUGUCAUUGUGGCUCUGAAUUCUUCAAAUCAUGAAAAAAUUGCCCUGGAAAAUCCUGUCCAGUGCGUGGGCAGUGUUGAAAUCUGGUUGAAUCGUCUGCUCAAAGAAAUGCAGGACACAAUGCGUACCGUACUGGCCGGCAUGGCAGUUAGCCUCAAUGAUCCUCAGUUUAAUUUUGCCGAGGAAUUUGCCUCAUUCUGUGGCCAGGCUGGCAUCAUUGGUGUCCAGUUGCUGUGGACGCGAGAUGCCGAAUAUGCCCUGCGUAAAUGUCGCACCGACAAGGGUAUUAUGAAGCGAACGAAUACCAAGUUUUUGAAUUUGUUAAAUCAUUUCAUCGACUUGACGGUGAAGGACUUGACUCCCUUGGAUCGGAUUCGUUUCGAGACCAUGGUGACAAUACAUGUGCAUCAGAGGGAUAUCUUUGACGAUUUGUGUAACAUGCGCAUCCGUUCCGCCGGUGACUUUGAGUGGCAGAAACAGGCCCGUUUCUAUUAUAACGAUGAGAAUGACGACAUUAUUGUGGGCAUUACCGAUGUCAACUUUAUAUACCAAAAUGAAUAUCUGGGGGUCACGGAGAGAUUGGCCAUAACCCCAUUGACGGAUCGUUGUUAUAUUACGCUGGCCCAGGCUAUUGGCAUGUCAAUGGGCGGUGCCCCAGCCGGUCCCGCUGGUACUGGAAAAACAGAAACCACCAAAGACAUGGGUCGGGCCUUGGGUAAACUGGUUGUGGUAUUCAAUUGUUCGGAUCAAAUGGAUUUUCGUGGCCUGGGUCGUAUCUACAAGGGUUUGGCUCAGUCCGGAUCAUGGGGAUGUUUUGAUGAAUUCAAUCGAAUUGAACUGCCCGUACUCUCUGUGGCGGCUCAACAAAUUUACAUUGUUCUGACAGCGCGCAAGGAGAAGCGAACCUCUUUUAUCUUCAGCGAUGGUGAUUUGGUUACCCUUAAUCCAGAAUUUGGCCUUUUUAUUACCAUGAAUCCCGGCUAUGCUGGUCGCCAAGAAUUACCUGAGAAUCUUAAAAUUAUGUUCCGAACGGUGGCCAUGAUGGUACCGGAUCGAGCCAUUAUCAUUCGUGUCAAAUUGGCCAGUUGUGGUUUUAAAGAAAAUCUAGUUUUAUCCCGCAAAUUCUUUACCCUCUACAAAUUGUGCGAGGAACAACUCUCCAAGCAGGUCCAUUAUGAUUUCGGGUUGCGGAACAUAUUGUCGGUUCUGCGGACGCUGGGUGCCCAGAAACGGGCCAAUGCUAGUGAUACCGAGGAAACGAUUGUAAUGCGUGUCCUGCGUGACAUGAAUGUCUCCAAGCUCAUCGAUGAGGAUGAGGGAUUAUUUUUGUCUCUGAUUGAAGAUAUGUUUCCGGGCAUAAAAUUGACAACGGCUGCCCACAAGGAUUUGCAAAGGGCCCUUAGCAAGGUGACCGAGGAUUUGGGUUAUGUCAACAAUCCGGAAUGGAAUCUAAAGGUGGUUCAGCUGUAUGAAACAUCGCUGGUGCGACAUGGCCUCAUGUUGAUGGGUCCAACGGGAUCGGGUAAGACCAGUUGCACCAUUGCCAUGCUGCGGUGCUUUACGGAAAUGGGCCACCCGCACAAGGAGAUGAGAAUGAAUCCCAAGGCCAUAACGGCCCCACAAAUGUUUGGCCGUUUGGAUGUGGCCACCAACGAUUGGACGGAUGGUAUUUUCUCCACUCUGUGGAGGCGCUCAUUGAAGGUGCCUAAACAUCAAAACACUUGGAUUGUUUUGGAUGGCCCCGUGGAUGCAGUGUGGAUUGAGAAUUUGAAUUCUGUUUUGGAUGACAACAAGACACUGACCUUGGCCAAUGGUGAUCGCAUCAAAAUGGCUGAGAAUUCGAAAUUGGUGUUUGAGCCGGACAAUGUGGACAAUGCAUCGCCGGCCACGGUUUCCAGGGUGGGUAUGACCUUUAUGAGUUCAUCGGUGCUGAAAUGGAAUGUUUAUAUGGAGGCUUGGGUCAGACGCCAGCCCCCUUUCGAACAGGAUGUGUUCCGCCGCUGCUUUACUGCCAUAUACGAUGAGGCCCAUUUGUAUCUGCAGACCAAGCUAAUUGCCAAAAUGAAAAUUCUGGAGGCGAUUUAUAUUAAACAGCUGCUGGAAAUUAUGGAUGGCUUGCUGAGCGAUUGCAGUAAUCGAUCGGAGAGAUUUUUGGAGAGAACUUUUCUCUUUUCCAUGAUGUGGACAUUGGGAGCGGUGCUGGAAAUCAAUGAGCGCGAUAAAUUGGAGGAAUUCUUCCUGAAGCAUCCAUCGAAAUUGAAAUGGCCCAAAAAACAACCCGGAGAGACCGUCUUCGAAUAUUAUGUUGACGAGGGUGGCAACUGGCAGCAUUGGAAUAAUCGUGUAGAAAAAUUCAUUUACCCCGAAGAUUCGAUACCUGAAUUCUCUUCAAUUCUAGUGCCGAAUGUUGACAACGUUCGAACCGCCUUUCUAAUGCACAACAUUGCCAAGCAAAGGAAACAGGUGCUGUUGAUCGGUGAACAGGGUACAGCCAAGACCGUAAUGAUCAAGGGAUAUAUGGCCAACUAUGAUCCCGAGUUUCAUUUGUCGAAAUCUUUUAAUUUUUCAUCGGCCACCACGCCGAAUAUGUAUCAGCGAAUCAUUGAAUCCUAUGUUGAAAAGAGGGUAGGCACCACCUAUGGCCCACCUGGUCAGAGAUCAAUGACCAUAUUUAUCGACGAUAUCAACAUGCCGGUUAUAAAUGCCUGGGGCGAUCAGAUAACCAAUGAAAUUGUGCGCCAAAUGAUCGAGCAGAGAGGAUUUUAUUCUUUGGAUAAACCAGGUGACUUUUCCACAAUACUGGACAUUCAAAUAUUGGCUGCCAUGAUCCAUCCGGGCGGUGGCCGCAAUGACAUACCACAUCGUUUGAAGCGACACAUGGCCAUCUUCAAUUGCACGCUGCCCAGCAACAAUUCCAUGGAUCAAAUAUUCAGUCAAAUUGGCAGUGGUUAUUUCUGUGCGGCCCGCUUUAAGGACGAAGUUGUCGAGCUGAUACCCCAACUGGUGCCGCUGACUCGAAUCUUUUGGCAAAAUGUCAAAGUGAAAAUGUUGCCGACACCAUCGAAUUUCCAUUACGUUUUUAAUUUGCGUGAUUUGUCACGCAUUUGGGAAGGUAUGCUGAAGGUGGCCAGUGAAGAGUGUCAGACGGUAUCGGAUGUUUUAAAGCUGUGGCGUCAUGAAUGCACUCGUGUAAUUGCCGAUCGUUUUACUGACUAUAAGGACACCAAAUGGUUUAUCGAUCGCAUGCAAAAGGAUGUUCGGGCGAAUUUGAGUGAAGAGUAUUGGGAAGCGUUUCCCGAGGAUGAGACAUUCUUUGUUGAUUUUCUCAGGGAUCCGCCGGAUGCCCAGGAAGAUGAUGAGGAUAUAUCGCUGGAACCACCGAAAAUCUAUGAGGAGAUACCAAGCAUGGACCAGGUCAAAGAUCGGGUGUUGUGGUACAUGGGCCAAUUCAAUGAGUAUGUCCGUGGUUUCCAUAUGGAUAUGGUCUUCUUCCAUGAUGCCUUGGUUCAUUUGAUAAUUGUGUCGCGUAUUCUGAGCAUGCCACGUGGCAACGCCCUACUUGUCGGUGUUGGUGGCUCGGGAAAACAGAGUCUGACCCGUCUGGCCUCAUUCAUUGCCGGCUAUAAAUUCUUUCAAAUCACUUUGACUCGUGCCUACAAUGCCGGUAAUUUAAUCGACGAUUUGAAAUAUUUGUAUCGCACAGCCGGUUUGGAGGGCCAGGGCAUAACAUUUAUUUUCACCGACAAUGAAAUAAAGGACGAAGCCUUUUUGGAAUUCAUAAAUAAUAUUUUGAGUUCGGGUGAAAUCGCCAACCUCUUUGCCAAAGAUGAAAUGGAUGAGAUUUACAACGAAAUCAUACCCAUUAUGAAGAAGAAACAACCGCGACGUCCCCCAACCCAGGAUAAUCUUUACGAUUUCUUUUUGUCAACUGCUCGUUCCAAUCUGCAUGUGGCCCUAUGUUUCUCACCGAUUGGUGAAAAGUUUCGAGCCCGUUCUCUAAAAUUCCCCGGCCUUAUAUCGGGUUGUGUCAUCGAUUGGUUCCAAAAAUGGCCUGAAGAUGCCCGCAUAGCUGUGUCGCGUCAUUAUCUUGAAAAUUUCGAAAUCGUUUGUGCACCAACGGUCAAAGAGAGCGUCAUCGACAUCAUGAGCUGGAUACAUGAAAGUGUUUCGGAGACAUGUCUCUCGUAUUUCGAACGUUUUCGCAGAACGACUUUUGUUACACCCAAAUCGUUGAUUUCAUUUUUGGAGAGUUACAAAAAACUCUACAAAGACAAACAGGAGAAUAUCAUAGUGUUGGCGGAACGUAUGUCGUCGGGUUUGGAUAAGCUGGAUGAGGCCGGUGCAUCGGUGGCGGUAUUGAAAAAGGAUUUAGUUGAGAUGAAUAAGGUUAUUGUGGUGGCCACCGAAGAGGCGGAAGUGGUGUUGCAAAAUGUGGCCGAGUCGACGGCUGCAGCGGAAAUAGUUAAAGCCCAAGUGGCGGAGAAGAAAGGCCAAGCGGAAGCUUUGGUCAAGAUUAUAUCGGCCGACAAAGAGGUGGCCGAGGCGAAAUUGGAAAAGGCUCGACCGGCCUUGGAGGAAGCCGAGGCGGCUUUGAAGACCAUAAAAGCUGCCGACAUUGCCACCGUACGAAAAUUGGGCAAACCGCCCUAUUUGAUUACCCUCAUCAUGGACUGUGUCUGUAUACUGUUUCGCAAGCGGAUCAAAGCUAUUAAACCCGAUAUGGAGAAACAAUUCCUGCAAAGCUCCUGGGAAGAAUCGUUAAAGGUGAUGUCCGACACAAGUUUCCUAAAGAAAAUCGUGGAGUAUCCCACGGAUAUCAUUAAUGCGGAAAUGGUCGAUCUGAUGUUGCCAUAUUUUAAUUACAGCCUGUAUACCUUUGAGGCGGCCAAGGUGGCCUGUGGCAAUGUGGCUGGUCUCCUGUCCUGGACCAUUGCCAUGGCCAAGUACUAUGAGGUGAACAAGGAGGUGUUGCCACUGAAAGCCAAUUUGGCAGUGCAAGCUGCCAAACAUGCCAAAGCUUCGAAUGAUCUGCGCGAAGCUGAAGAGCUUUUUGCUGCCAAGGAACGUGAGUUGGCCAAAGUCCAGCAACAAUUCGAUGAGGCAAUUGCCAAGAAAAAUGCCGUCCUGGAAGAGGCCAAAAAGUGCCAAGACAAAAUGGAUGCCGCCACGGCUUUAAUUAAUGGCUUGGCUGGCGAGAAGAUCCGUUGGACAGAGCAGAUUGCCCAGUUCAAGAGUGAAACGGAACGUUUGGUAGGUGACACAAUUAUGCUGACGGCUUUUCUCUCCUACACGGGCCCCUUCAAUCAGGAAUAUCGCAACGAUUUGCAGGCCCAGUGGCUGAAACAGAUUAUGGAACGUCUUAUACCGAUUUCGGGAAAUCUCAACAUUAUUGACAGUCUGACAGAUCGCACCCAGAUUGGGGAGUGGAAUUUACAGGGUCUACCCACCGAUGAGUUGUCCAUACAGAAUGGCAUAAUUGCCACCAAGGCAGUGAGGUUCCCCCUGCUCAUUGACCCCCAAUCGCAGGGCAAGGCCUGGAUCAAGAACAAGGAAAAGGAAAAUGGUCUGAUAGUUACCAAUUUGUCGCAUCGUUAUUUCCGUACCCACAUUGAGGAUGCCGUCAGUUUGGGUCUGCCAGUAAUCAUAGAGGAUGUGGCCGAGGAGCUGGAUCCCUGUUUGGAUAAUGUGCUGGAUCGCAAUUUGCUGAAAGUCGGCACCACCUACAAAAUCAAGCUGGGCGACAAGGAGAUCGAUUACAAUGCAGCGUUUCGGUGUUACAUCACCACCAAACUACCGAAUCCUGUGUAUUCGCCGGAAAUAUCUGCCCGAACAUCCAUCAUUGAUUUCACGGUAACCAUGAAGGGUCUCGAGGAUCAGCUGCUGGGUCGAGUAAUUCUCACUGAACGCAAGGAGCUGGAAGAGGAACGCACUAAUUUGGUGGAAACUGUUACGGGAAAUAUGAAAAAGAUGAAGGAGCUGGAGGCUAAUCUUCUACACAAACUUUCCACCACACAGGGCAGUCUGCUCGACGAUGUCACAGUGAUAGAGGUCCUGAACACCAGCAAGAACACGGCCAUUGAUGUCAAGGAGAAGUUGGAUGUGGCCAAAAUAACCGAGGCGAAAAUCAAUGUUGCCCGCGAGGAAUAUCGUCCGGUGGCAACACGUGGCAGUGUCCUCUACUUCCUUGUCUGCUCCAUGGCCAAUGUGAACAUGAUGUAUCAGACAUCGUUGGUGCAAUUCCUGGAGAGAUUCGAUGCCAGUAUGCAUUUGUCGGCCAAAACCCACAUUACCCAGAAGCGUAUCAAGCGCAUCAUAGAGUAUUUGACUUUUGAGAUCUAUCGCUACAAAUCUCGGGGUCUGUAUGAGAAGGAUAAGUUCCUUUUCGUCCUCUUGAUGGCCUUGAACAUAGAUCGUCAAAUGGAGGUGAUAAGCUAUGAGGAGUUUCAAAAUUUCAUAAAAGGAGGAGCAGCCCUGAAUCUCAACGAUUGUCCCCCAGUGCCCUACAAAUGGAUCACCGAUGAGACCUGGCUUAAUUUGGUCCAGCUAUCCAAUUUACCAGCCUUCUCACAGGUGCUCAAUAAAGUAUCGAACAACGAGCGAGCCUGGUUCCAUUGGUACAAAAAAGAGUGCCCCGAAAGUGAGGUCAUUCCCGAUGGGUACAACAGCCUGGAUCCAUUUCGCCGUCUGCUAAUGAUACGCUCCUGGUGUACAGAUCGAACGUUAUCGCAAAGUCGCCAAUACAUUGGCCAUUCGUUGGGCGAACGUUUUGCCGAGCCAGUGGUUUUGAAUUUUGAUGGCCUUCUCUCGGAAAGUAAACCUUUGAUACCCAUCAUUUGUUUCCUCUCCAUGGGCUCUGACCCCUCCUCAAAUAUUGAAGCCUUGGCCAAGAAAAAUGAACUGAAAUGCUAUCCCAUAUCAAUGGGCCAAGGUCAGGAGAUACACUCCCGGAAAUUGGUGUCCAUGUGCCUGGAGGAGGGUGGUUGGGUUUUGUUGCAAAAUUGUCAUCUGGGUUUGGAGUACAUGCAUGAGUUGACAUUGCUCCUGCUCGAUUUGGAGAGGGGUGAGGAGUCGGCCUAUAAUCCAGAUUUCCGUAUUUGGAUAACCACUGAACCUCAUCCGGGAUUUUCCAUAACUUUGCUGCAAAUGUCGAUGAAAUUUACCAAUGAACCCCCGGCCGGGGUAAGGGCUGGUCUCAAACGUACCUAUGGCAAUUUGUCGCAAGACUUUCUGGACUAUUCCCAAUCGGAAUUCUAUCAUCCCCUGGUCUAUGCAAUUUCCUUUCUCCACUCGGUGGUCCAGGAACGUCGUAAAUUUGGUCCUCUCGGCUGGAAUAUACCCUACGAAUUCAAUUCGGCCGAUUGGUAUGCCAGUUGUCUGUUUGUACAGAAUCAUUUGGAUGAUCUGGAGCCGGGUAGGGGUAUCAGUUGGAAUACCGUACGCUAUAUGUUGGGUGAGGUGCAGUAUGGCGGCCGUGUAACCGAUGACUAUGACAAACGUCUGUUGAAUACCUUCGGCCGGGUGUGGUUCCACGAUAACCUCUUUGCAGAGAAUUUUGAAUUUUUCAAAGGUUAUAAAAUCCUUAGCUUUAAGGAGCAGGAAGCCUAUUUGGCGGCCAUAGAAGAACUGCCAAAUAUAGAUCCACCGCAGGUCUAUGGAUUUCAUUCGAAUGCCGAGAUAACAUAUCAAACAAAUACGACCAGAUCGAUAUUGGAUACAAUUAUGUCGAUCCAGCCGAAAGAAUCUUCUGGUGGCGGCGGGGAGACCCGCGAGGAUAAGGUCGCUCGUCAAGUGAGAGAAAUGCAAAGCAAAGCUCCAAUGCCCUAUGAUCUGUUUGAGGUUAAGGAACGUCUGAGAGCAAUGGGAGCUUUAAGCUCCAUGAAUAUUUUCCUGAGGCAAGAAAUUGAUCGGAUGCAAAAGAUUAUCAUUUUGGUGCGCAGCACCCUGAAAGACCUGUUACUCGCCAUUGAGGGCACCAUUAUAAUGAGUGAACAGCUGAGAGAUGCCUUGGACAAUAUAUUCAAUGCCCGGGUACCGGCCAUUUGGCAAAAGGGCAGCUGGGCAUCUUCAACUUUGGGUUUUUGGUUUACCGAGCUGUUAGAAAGAAAUGCCCAAUUCCAUGGCUGGUGUUUUGGGGCCCGUCCCGUGGUCUUUUGGAUGUCGGGUUUCUUUAAUCCCCAGGGAUUUCUUACCGCCAUGAAACAAGAGGUGGCCAGAGCCCAUCACGGCUGGGCUCUCGAUCAGGUUUCAAUGACAAAUGAGGUGUUGAAAAUCGGUACCGAGGAGUGUAAGAAACCACCCAAGGAGGGUGUCUAUGUCCACGGUCUGUAUUUGGAUGGAGCUGGGUGGGAUCGCAAGACAUCACGUCUGGUUGAAUCGACAAAUAAGGUUUUAUACGUUCUAAUGCCUGUGGUACAUAUAUCGGCCAUAAAUUCGACGGCGCCCAAAAGUUCGAAACUUUAUACGUGUCCGGUUUACAAGAAAAUCAAUCGCACAGAUUUGAAUUACAUAUCACCACUGUGGCUGAAUACCAUUAAACAUCCGGAUCAUUGGAUUUUGAGGGGCGUCGCACUGUUGUGUGAUAUUAAAUAACGAAUUAUAUACAUAUUUUGUAAUUUUGAAUAUAUUUUUAAAAACUGAUUUGAGAUUAAUAUUAAAAAAAUCCCUUUUAUGCUUUUUA